AUGUUGCCUGCUGGCCAGACUAUCGCCAGCGGCCCCGACAGCGCACGCAAGCGCGGCAACGAGCUCUUUGUCGCCGGCCGUUACGCCGACGCGGCCGCUGCCUAUUCCGCCGGCCUGGCAGACGCUGGCAUCCGGGACGUCGAGCGCGGAACGCUGCUGAGCAACCGCGCCGCAGCAUACCUGAAGCUCGGCGACGCGCCCGCAGCCGCCGCCGACGCGCGCGCCGCCCUCCGCCUGCAGCCAUGCAACGCGAAGGCGCAUGCGCGCCUGGCGCGCGCGCUGCCGCGCGGGGACGUGCUUGAGGCGCCCGCCGCCGUGGCGGCGGCGGUCGCGCUGCUGGGCCCCCACCUGGACGCUGAGCUGGUCAGCUUGUACGCCGCCGUCCGCGACGCCACAGCCGACGCCGUAGCAGCCGCUGCAGCGGCGGCCUCCCCAUCAGCGCCGCCGCCCGCCGAGCCGCCCGCGGGCCCGGCGGCGGUGCUGCCCCUACCGCGCGAUCCCGCGGCGGUCGCGCUCGCCUCCACGUGGCGCGAGGCGGCGGCUGCCGCGGCGGCCGGCGCCGAGCUCGUUGUGCUGCAGCCGGGCGUAUACGAAACUGCACUUGGCUACAUCCCAUGCUCGGUGCUCGGCCUCGGCGGCGCAGAGCUGCGUUCCGCCGGCAGCCACGUCAUCCAGCACGCCGCGGCGCGCAGGCGCCUGGUGAUCGCAAACAUGCGCCUGGGCGGCACCGGCCGUGCCGCGGCGGCGUGCGUCUGGGGGGCGGGCGCGCAGCUGUCGCUGAUUGGCUGCACUGUCGCGGGCCGCGACGACGUCGGCGUGCUCGUCACCCUGGGCGGGAUUGCCGCCCUGGAGGGCUGCAAGAUCUCAAACACCUCCAAGCAGGCGAUAGAGGUUCGCGAGGGCGGCCGCCUGUCCGCGGCGCGGGUCACUGUCGAGGACUGCAUGCAGGGCGUGGCCGCCGCCGGCGGCGCGCGGUCGGUUGUGCUGCGCGAGUGCUCCAUCCUGCGCAGCCGCUUCGAGGGUUUGAUGCUUCAGGGCACUUACACAAACGCGGUGUCAGAGGCGCAGGCGGUCUUGCUGCAGCGGCAGCAGCAGGCUCCGCUGUCCGAAGCCGAUGCCCACGGCCACCUCGUCUCGGCGCAGGCCCAGGCGUCAGGCCGCCGGCUUGGCACGCCGCUCGACGCCGCCCUGUUUGGCUGCACGAUCGCCGGCAGCGGCGGCUUUGGCAUCUCCGCUGACAUGGGCGCCAACGUCACCCUUGCCGGCUGCCGCCUGGAGCUCAACAGCCCCAUUUCUGUGUUCAUCAAAGGCGGCACCGACGCCACCCUUAUCGGCUGUCAGAUAAUCUACAGCGGCGCCAAGCCAAGCCACCCCUCGCAGUUCGCCCCGCCUGGCACGCGGCAGUCGGGCGCCAGGGUCGCCGUCAACUAUGCAGGCGCCGUCGUGGUCGCGGGCUGCGCCUUCGCCGGGCCCCCGGGUCUCGCCGUCCACGAGGAGCUUGCCGGCGCCGCGGCCGGCGGCGCCCGCCCCGGCGCACGUGCCGGCAACGCCGGCCGCCCUCGCUGA
Messenger RNA from Monoraphidium neglectum, 1566 nucleotides. RefSeq lists its product as hypothetical. Bases 1 to 1566 code for a protein of 521 amino acids. The transcript has 3 exons. Gene Ontology annotation, molecular function: protein binding. The record is from RefSeq and is a predicted model, not a curated record. Lineage: Eukaryota; Viridiplantae; Chlorophyta; Chlorophyceae; Sphaeropleales; Selenastraceae.